AUGGCAGUGCCCACUCAAGCGGCCGGCCAGGCUGCCCGGCUCCGCGCGGCGCCGCUGACACCCUGUGCUCCCCAGGACCUGGUGGACUGGCAUUUUUUUUUGGGCCACCUGGGUGAGAAGUACGACGAGUGGGUGCCCCAGCCCGUGGACCGGCCCAUCCGCCUCUUCCACUCGGACUUUGUGGAGGCUCUCUCCAAGACGGCAUGGUACGUGGUGUUCCUGGUGUGGACGCCUGUGGUGCUCUAUCUCAGCUGGGUCAGCUACACGUCGCUGGCUCAGGGCAACACCCGCCUCUUCUCCUCCUUCACCACAGAGUACUCCAUCCCCGUGCACAAAUACUACUUCCCCUUCAUCUUCCUCGUGGGAAUGUUCCUGUGGUCCCUGGUAGAGUACCUCAUCCACCGCUUUGUCUUCCACAUGAAUCCACCCGCUAGUAACUACUAUCUCAUCACGCUGCAUUUCUUGUUGCAUGGCCAGCAUCACAAGUCCCCCUUUGACAGCUCGCGCCUCGUGUUUCCGCCCGUGCCGGCGGCGCUGGUCGUCGGCUUCUUCUACGGGCUCCUCCGCGCCCUGCUGCCCGAGAUGCUGGGGGCAGGGCCAGGCUGCCACCUCCUUCCCCCAGCCCUCCUCACCCUGCCGCAGGGCUUCGGCAUCAGCACCCGCUUCUGGGACUACCCCUUCCAGACGCUCAUCCCCGAGGAGACCUUCGAGAAAGAGGAGUGACGGCCCUGGCUGCACGGCCAGCUCGACAGCAG
Molecule: messenger RNA, 755 nt
Organism: Tinamus guttatus (white-throated tinamou)
Lineage: Eukaryota; Metazoa; Chordata; Aves; Tinamiformes; Tinamidae
Source: RefSeq, a predicted model, not a curated record